UCGGUGGGACCGAGGGGGGGCGAACAGCUGAUAAUACACGGUGUGCCUGUCCUUGAAAAUGACAACCCGAAGAUUUCCUUUCUAUAUUCCCGGGACUGUCAAAGCCUUAAACGCGUCUUUCUGACAAGAUGUUGGGGUUUUUUGUCAGAGCCGCGCUGCGGCCAGGAAUUGCGAGUCCAUGUUGGUUGCUCAGGCCAGUAACACAGAUCCCAGAGAGGUCCUUUGUGCAUCAGGAGGGUUUGCCCAGGCUACCUGUGCCACCCUUGAAGCAAACAUGUGAGCACUACCUGGCCACUCUUGAACCUGUCGUCAGUGAGGAAGAGCUGGAACACACCCGGCAGCUGGUACAGGAGUUUCUCAAAGGUGGAGUGGGAGAAAGACUUCAGAAAGGGUUGGAGAGACGAGCUCGAAAGACAGAAAACUGGCUGUCAGAGUGGUGGAUGCAAUCAGCGUAUCUAGACUGCCGCAUGCCAGUGGCAGUUUACAGCAGCCCUGGAGUUGUCCUGCCCCGCAUGCACUUUCAAGAUCGGCUAGGCCAGAUGAGGUUUGCUGCCAAGCUAAUUGCAGGAGUUUUGGACUUUAAAAAAAUGGUGGACUCUGAAACUCUGCCUGUACAGUAUUUGAGUGGGAAGCCACUGUGCAUGGACCAGUAUUAUCAAAUCCUGUCCUCCUGCCGUGUUCCUGGGCCCAAAAGAGAUACUGUUGUACAUUAUAGCAUGGGAAAGACGUCUCCCACUCACAUCACUGUGGUCCACAAUUUUCAGUUUUUUGUCUUGGAUGUGUACAACAGCGAUGGCACCCCACUGACGGUGGAUCAGAUUUACAUGCAGCUGGAGAAGAUCUGGAAUUCUUCUUUGCAGACUAAUAAGGAACCAAUCGGUAUCCUUACAUCACAGCACCGCAACACCUGGGGCAAAGCUUAUAACAAUCUGAUAAAAGAUAAGACAAAUAAGGAGUCAGUCCGUGCCAUCCAGAAAAGCAUCUUUACAGUUUGUUUGGAUGCUCCAAUGCCUCGAGUGUCAGAUGAGAUGUAUCAGAGCCGCGUGGCUGCCCAGAUGCUACAUGGAGGAGGAGCGCGCUGGAACAGCGGUAAUCGCUGGUUUGAUAAGACAUUACAGUUCAUUGUUGGUGAAGACGGUACAUGUGGACUGGUGUAUGAACAUGCACCUGCUGAGGGUCCACCCAUUGUGUUUCUCAUCGAUUACGUUGUUAAAUACAUGCGCAGGACUGAUAUAGUUCGCUCUCCAAUGGUUCCCUUAUCCAUGCCACAGAAACUGAGAUUUAACAUCACACCUGAGAUCAAGCGAGACAUUGAGAAAGCCAAACAAAAUAUGAACAUAAUGGUACAUGACUUGGAUGUGAAGGUGCUUAUGUUUUCUCACUUUGGAAAAAAUGUACCAAAGCAACAUAAUCUAAGUCCAGAUGCUUUUGUGCAAAUGGCCCUUCAGCUUGCCUACUUCAGGAUGUAUAACCUGUGCUGCUCUACUUAUGAGAGUGCAUCAAUGAGAAUGUUUAAAUAUGGACGAACAGAUGGAAUCCGUUCAACUACUGUAGACUCGCUUCAGUUUGCACAGGCAAUGCAAGACCCAGCUAAACAGAACAAAGAGAAAGUGGCACUGCUGCAGAAGGCUGUCCAGACACACAAAGAAAACACAUACAAUGCAAUUCAUGGCCAGGCUAUAGACAGACACCUGCUUGGGCUGAAGAUGCAGAGUAUUGAGGACCUGACCUCUAUGCCUAAGAUAUUCAUGGAUACCUCUUUUGCUGUAGCUCACCACUUCAAUCUCUCCACCAGCCAGGUUGGUUCCAAGACCGACUGUGUGAUGUGCUUUGGUCCAGUGGUUCCAGAUGGCUAUGGAGUGUGCUACAAUCCCAUGGACGAGCACAUCAACAUUGCCAUCACAGCUUUUAACAGCUGUGAAGAGACGAAUGCUGCCAACUUUGCCCAGAAUGUAGAGAAUGCACUGCUGGACAUGAGAGCUCUCCUGGAUGACACAGCCAUGGCCGGACAGUGAUCCCACUCAGAGGCCUGGCAUGGUGGUUGCGUAUCAGAGUUCAAACUGAAUCAGGUUGUUGCCAGAACUGUUGGCAGGGUGCCACACUGGCAGAGACGCACAAUGUUUUAAGGAGAGACCUGCUACCAAAGGGUUUGUAGGAAGUGUCUAAAACGUGACUGUGAAUGCACUGCAUUUCAGAGGAAAAAAUCUAUAUGGUGGAAAUUAAAUAUUUCAUAACAUAAAAAUGAAUUGUAAUAGUAUAAAUACUUGUUUCUUUGUCUAUACUUAAGCAGCUCCCGGCGGAGCCUUCUCUUGACUUAAAAGAUUUUGAGUGCCUUGGUUUGUUUGGUAUUUAUUUCAGGUCAGUAUAAUAGGUACAGGUAGGUUUGCAAAUGAGAUCAUCAAUGUGGAGGGAUAAGUAAAUUGCUCUUACAAAACUUGGUGGUUGUAAACUAGAGAAAUAUCUACUAUUAAAGACGCACAAAGGAAUAUUCAGCUUUGAAGGUCCCGUUGGAAUGCAGGUAGUCGCCAUGAAAUUCAACCUCAGCCAUAUUUCCAGAUGAGUGCCACAGGAACAGCUGCUGCCCGUGAAACACGUUGGUCUUUAAGACAUCCAUGUCCCGGAUCUAAACAAACAUAGAAAUAAUUCAGCAUUUAUUACACCUAAAUAUUCUUCCAGCUGAAUGUGCAGCAAGUUGAAGCAACAUGUUUGCACCAUAAUGUAAGUAGACUGGGAGCUGGUGGUGUUGAAUACUAAUCCUAUGUGCAACGCUUGGAUUCUGAUCUUCACUGAGGGAGGGGCAUUGAUGAGCACUCGGCAGGUGUGGGUAAUGUUUGAUGUUAUUGGAUUCUCAAAGAUGCCACUGGGAGAAAACAGCUGAAUGUCGCAGUCUGUGGGGCAAAUAUUAUAUAUUUAAUCUUUGGUUAAAAUGUCUUAGACACCAAUACAAUGCUGCAUCUCUCUGAAAUUAGAAAUGUAGAUUUUCUGAGUGAUGACUCUUAAUGCUGUAUAACAGUAUGCUUUUUUUUUUUUUUUUUUACAGUUAAGCUCCUCCCCACUCACUGUGUGGAGGUGCAACAUAAAGGAGCAAUGCCACAUGAAGCAUUUAUUUUUCUGUCAUCAAUUCAUAUUCCUGUCCAGCAGAAUAAAUGGAUGGCCAAACAAGCUGUCUUACCCUGA
Molecule: messenger RNA, 3177 nt
Organism: Melanotaenia boesemani (Boeseman's rainbowfish)
Lineage: Eukaryota; Metazoa; Chordata; Actinopteri; Atheriniformes; Melanotaeniidae
Exons: 14
Coding region: 129-2015 (628 amino acids)
Biological process (GO): carnitine metabolic process, CoA-linked
Cellular component (GO): peroxisome
Molecular function (GO): carnitine O-acetyltransferase activity
Source: RefSeq, a predicted model, not a curated record